Messenger RNA from Prunus armeniaca (apricot), 1794 nucleotides. The record is from the annotation of a GenBank genome assembly. NCBI's taxonomy places the organism in Eukaryota, Viridiplantae, Streptophyta, Magnoliopsida, Rosales, Rosaceae.
AUGGAACCAGCUGCGUGUACGAAUAACCAGAGCAAUGGCAACUAUGGAGAAGACAUCAUUGGGUGGUUUGAAGAUGUGACUGAGAAAGCUGGUUUGGUUCAAACACAGACACUCAGGGAGAUACUUGAGCAAAACUGCAGUGUGGAAUAUCUCAGGCAAUGGUUGGGGGACAUCAAAAUCCAAGAGGUAGAUGGAUUUGUAUUGGAAUCUCUCUACACUUCUUUGGUGCCCCUUGCUUCACAUGCAGAUUUAGAGCCUUAUAUUCACAGAAUUGCAAAUGGGGACACUGGCCCUAUACUCACCCAACAACCUAUGACCACUCUCUCCUUAAGUUCUGGAACCACAGAUGGGAGACAGAAGUACGUACCCUUUACGCGCCAUAGCGCACAGACCACUCUUCAAAUAUUUAGGUUGGCUGCAGCUUACAGAUCAAGAGUUUAUCCAACAAGGGAAGGAGGGAGGAUCCUGGAAUUCAUAUACAGCAGCAGACAGUUCAAAACUAAGGGAGGAUUAACAGCAGGAACAGCCACAACUCACUACUAUGCCAGCCAAGAAUUCAAGAUCAAACAGGAAAAAACCAAGUCAUUCACUUGCAGCCCAGAAGAAGUCAUUGCAAGUGGUGACAGCAAACAAUCAACAUACUGCCAUCUCCUUCUUGGCCUCUUCUUCUCUGAUCAAGUAGAGUUCAUAACCUCCACCUUUGCCUAUAGCAUAGUGCAGGCCUUCAUCACUUUUGAAGAACUCUGGAAAGAGUUGUGCAAGGACAUCAGAGAUGGCACUCUAAGCAAAAGAAUCAAUCUACCGAAAGUGCGAAAAGUGGUCUUGGAUACCAUCUCCCCAAACCCAACAUUGGCUUCAAAAAUCGAAGCUAGUUGCAAGGGCUUGGAAGAUUUGGAUUGGUUUGGUCUAAUUCCUAAGCUCUGGCCAAAUGCCAAGUAUGUGUAUUCUAUAAUGACAGGAUCAAUGCAACCAUAUUUGAAAAAACUCAGACGCUUUGCAGGGGAUGUGCCAUUAGUUAGUGCAGAAUAUGGAUCAACUGAGAGUUGGAUUGGGGUGAAUGUGGAUCCUUGUUUGCCUCCAGAGGAUGUGACUUUUGCUGUGGUACCAACUUUUUCUUACUUUGAGUUCAUACCACUCCAUAGACAUAAGCAAGAUUGCAAUUUAGCCAUUGAUGAUUUCAUAGAAGAUAAACCAGUCCCACUAUCCCAAGUCAUGGUUGGACAGCAAUAUGAGAUAGUCCUCACUACUUUCACUGGACUUUAUAGGUACAGGUUAGGGGAUGUGGUGGAAGUGGCUGGUUUCCACAAUGGGACUCCAAAAUUGAACUUUAUAUGCAGAAGAAAGCUUAUAUUGACAGUAAACAUUGACAAAAACACAGAAAAGGACCUUCAGAUAGUGGUAGAGAGAGGGUCUCAAUUGCUGAGCAAGUCCAAAGCUGAACUGGUUGACUUUACAAGCCAUGCUGAUCUGCUAACUCAACCAGGCCACUACAUCAUAUAUUGGGAGAUCAAAGGCGAAGUUGAAGAGAGGGUUCUUGGUGAAUGUUGUAGAGAGAUGGAUGCAUCAUUUGUGGAUCAUGGCUAUGUGGUCUCAAGGAGAAGCAAUUCAAUUGGGCCUCUGGAGCUGCGCAUUGUGGAGAAAGGAACUUUCAAGAAAAUUUUGGAACAUUUCAUAGUAAAUGGUUCUGCUUUGAGCCAAUUUAAGACCCCUAGGUGCACCAGCAACAAGGUGAUCCUCAGUAUUCUCAAUCUAUGCACAGUUAAAAGGGUUUACAGCACUGCAUAUGCUCAUUAG